UCAACGCGCACCUCUUGUGCGCAGCGAAUGGUCAGGUUUUGUGAAAAAAAGUUGGGGCACGUUUUUCCAUCUUUUUAGUCGAAAUUUUCCUUUUUCUUGAAAGAAUCUAAAUAUUUCAUUUGCUGUAAGGGUAGGGGAUCUUUUCUAGAGAUGAGUCAGUUCAAGCUGAUCGCCCCGAAGCCGAACCCAGGGGCUCUGCCGGCCCAGGAAGGGGAGGAGAACAAUAGAAAGCGGCCGGCCAGCUCGAGUCCUCCGCCGAAGGUGAAGAUGGAGGGCCCGCCGCAGCCCUUACCUGGAAACUCGGCCACCUUAGGAGCUGCAGGGACGAACGGGAUCCUCCUGAACCCUGGAGGGGUGCCUCUGGAUCCCGCGGCGGCGGCUGACGCCGAGGCACUGAGCCGGAGAACCAGCCGAAGAAAGAGAGCGAAGGUUGAGUACAGGGAGAUGGACGAGAAGUUAGCUAACCUGUCGGAAGACGAGUACUACUCUGAGGAAGAACGUAAGGAGAAGGAGUACAAGAAGAUAGAAGACGCCGCGCCUGAACCUGAGGAAGACUCUGAUCAGGAUGAACAGACAGGUAGCGUUACCUUAAACAAAGAUGCAGUAACAGGUCUGGAAGGUGCAGCGUUCCAGAGCAGACUCCCACACGACAAGAUGACGUCACAAGAGGCGGCCUGCUUCCCAGAUAUCAUCCAGAGUCCGCAACAAACACAGAAACUCUUCCUCUACAUCAGGAACAAAAUUCUUCAGCUUUGGUUAGAGAAUCCCAAGUUGCAGCUGACUUUUGAGAAUGCCCUGCCACAAAUCGAGGCACCAUACAACAGUGAUACCACUUUGGUGAUGAGGGUCCACAGCUACUUGGAGAGACAUGGUUACAUCAACUUUGGCGUGUACAAGCGCAUCAAACCACUCCCAACCAAGAAGAUAGGAAAGGUGAUAGUGAUAGGUGCAGGAGUAUCAGGACUGUCAGCAGCACGGCAGCUCCAGUGUUUUGGCAUGGACGUCACAGUCUUAGAAGCAAGGGACCGAGUUGGAGGGAGGGUUGCCACCUUCCGGAAGGGCAACUAUGUUGCAGACCUGGGGGCAAUGGUAGUAACGGGGCUGGGUGGAAAUCCUGUGACUGUGCUGAGCCGGCAGAUUGACAUGCACCUGAGUAAGAUCCGACAGAAAUGUCCGCUCCACGAGGGGGACGGGCAAACGACGGCCGGCUGCCAAACCCAGGAGGGUAGAUGUAAGCUUGUGUCCAAGGACAAGGAUGAGAUGGUGGAGCGAGAGUUUAACCGCCUGUUGGAGGCAACAUCGUACCUCUCACAUCACCUGGACUUUAACUACCUGGAGGGCAAACCUGUGUCCCUGGGACAGGCACUGGAGCUGGUUAUCAAGUUACAGGAGAAACAUGUGAAGGAGAAACAGUGUGAACACAUCAGGAACAUCAUCAAACUACAGGAGGAGAUGAAGGGAAACCAGCAGAAGCUGUCGAGUUUGUAUGAGAAGAUAAAAGAGCUCCAUGGGCAGUGGAAGGAGGCGUCAGAGGUGAAACCACCCCGGGACAUCACAGCAGAGUUCCUGGUGAAAAGCAAACACAGGGACCUGUCUGCUACCUGCAAGGAGUUUGAUGAGCUGACAUCACAGCAGAAUGGCCUGGAAGAGAAACUGUCUGAGUUAGAGGCCAACCCACCAAGCAGUGAUGUGUAUCUAUCAUCAAGAGAUCGCCAAAUCCUGGACUGGCAUUUUGCCAACCUGGAGUUUGCCAACGCCACGCCCCUCUCCACCCUGUCCCUCAAACACUGGGACCAGGACGAUGAUUUUGAGUUCUCCGGGAGUCAUCUCACGGUGAGGAACGGAUACUCGUGUCUGCCCGUGGCGCUGUCGGAAGGACUGGACAUCAAACUGAACACAGCGAUAAGACAAGUCCGCUACACACCCUCAGGAUGUGAGGUGGUUGCACAGAACCUGAGAAGUGGAGGUUCGACGUACACAUAUAAGUGUGACGCUGUCCUCUGUACCCUCCCCCUGGGUGUCCUGAAACAACAGCCUCCAGCUGUGCAGUUCUUUCCUCCUCUACCAGAGUGGAAGAUGGCAGCUGUGCACCGUAUGGGCUACGGCAAUCUUAACAAGGUUGUGUUGUGCUUUGACCGGGUGUUCUGGGACCCUAACGUGAACCUGUUCGGGCACGUGGGCAGCACGACGGCCAGCCGCGGGGAACUCUUCCUGUUCUGGAACCUGUACAAGGCUCCGACCCUCAUCGCGCUGGUGGCCGGCGAGGCCGCCGCCAUCAUGGAGAACGUGAGCGAUGACGUGAUUGUUGGACGAGCCAUCACCGUCCUGAAGGGCAUAUUUGGCAACAGUGCCGUGCCACAGCCCAAGGAGACGGUAGUGACGCGGUGGCGAGCGGACCCGUGGUCGCGUGGAUCGUACUCCUACGUUGCGGCGGGGUCGUCAGGGAACGACUAUGAUCUAAUGGCCACACCUGUCGCUCCCAGCCCAGCCGUUCCGGGGACACCACAGCAGGCCAGUAACAUGCCGCGACUGUUCUUCGGUGGCGAGCACACCAUCCGGAACUACCCGGCCACGGUCCACGGAGCCAUGCUCAGCGGACUCCGGGAGGCAGGGCGCAUCGCUGACCAGUUCCUCGGCGCCCCGUACAUGAUGAACCGCCAACAAACUCAGCAGCCCCCCACUGUAGUGGUCACCUAACCACGGGGUGUAGGAUAGGUCGGGCUAAAAGUCUGUCAAGUGUACGUGUAUUAGGUCUAGGAAAAAAUGCUGUGUCUCCCCAUUUCCCAACUGACCCUAGCCUUUUUGUUGUGUAGACCCAUGCAACGGGACAUAAAUUUUUCGAGCUGAUGAACCUUUUCUAGCUCCAUGAUCUGACACCUGAGUGAUGAAACGUCGUACAAUGUACAACUGGUGUUCCAACAUACAAGUGUCCUCAUGCAAGUUUUACUUUGUUAAUCUGUAUUGUAUGAGCAAGGAGCUCUUUGGUGUAAGUUGGAUCACUAGAGAUCGCCAAAGUCUUUAAAAAAAAAAGAAUACUGAAACAGGAAACACUACAUUUUUUUCCUAGGGCUUAUGGAUUAUUUUCAACAGAACAGAUACACAAAUCUACCAGUGAAAAUUUUGUACAAGUCUCCUUCAAGAUAUGGCUGUAGUGAUCAGGUGUAAAUCUUUCUACUGUUUUGUUUAACUGUUGGCAUUGUAAAUAGAUGAUGGUAAGAUAUCGGUAUGACAGCAUAUACAAUAGUGAUCACUGUCCUUUCAGGUUCAAUAUCAGACUUGUACACUGAGUAUUUAUUAUGUGAAAUAAUUAGCAGCUGAUUGUUCUCAUACCAUGAUGAAGGGAAGAAUAGAAUUUCCAGAAAACUAGUUCUAGAUGGUCGAAUAGAGGUUCUUGACUACCAAAUAUUCAUGUGAAUACAGGAGAAUAGUGACAUUAAAUGUAGAGCAGUUUGGUAGCACUGUCCACAAUUCUAAAUGAUGUCAAAUAUAAGUUUCUCGGGAGUCCUAUUUGGACUUACUGCAUGGUAUGUAGGAUGACACUUCUAUAGGUGAUGCAAUGACUUUGCAUUAUUCCCCUGCUGUAUAUAAACAUUAGCUUUGUCAUAAGUCGGACGUCCUUUCAUAUUUUAUCUGCAUAUAAUUUAUAAA
This is a messenger RNA of Branchiostoma belcheri (Belcher's lancelet), 3648 nucleotides long. Its product is annotated as lysine-specific histone demethylase 1A-like. The coding region runs from base 151 to 2697 and encodes 848 amino acids. Lineage: Eukaryota; Metazoa; Chordata; Leptocardii; Amphioxiformes; Branchiostomatidae. The transcript is spliced from 18 exons. The record is from RefSeq and is a predicted model, not a curated record. Gene Ontology annotation, cellular component: nucleus. Gene Ontology annotation, biological process: regulation of DNA-templated transcription. Gene Ontology annotation, molecular function: flavin adenine dinucleotide binding; oxidoreductase activity; protein binding.